Plasmodium yoelii is the source of this 1866-nucleotide messenger RNA. RefSeq names its product O-phosphoseryl-tRNA(Sec) selenium transferase, putative. Gene Ontology annotation, biological process: conversion of seryl-tRNAsec to selenocys-tRNAsec; selenocysteine incorporation. Gene Ontology annotation, molecular function: tRNA binding; O-phosphoseryl-tRNA(Sec) selenium transferase activity. The transcript has 5 exons. The coding region runs from base 1 to 1866 and encodes 621 amino acids. NCBI's taxonomy places the organism in Eukaryota, Apicomplexa, Aconoidasida, Haemosporida, Plasmodiidae. The record is from RefSeq and is a predicted model, not a curated record.
AUGAUGCACAGUUACAAAGGAAAUGAACCCUUUGGUGAUAAGCCUCUUGGGAAUGGUGGGAAUAAAAAUAAGUAUUCUUUAUUAACAAAUCAGAUAAUGAAUCAAAAGGAUGCCUUGAUCAAAAAUUUGUUAAAUCAUGGAAAAAUGCCAAAUGAAGGACUAAAUGAAGUAACCAUAAUGAGUAUUUUGUAUCAGAUAUCCUCGCAAAAUUUGUGUAAUAGUGAAAAGAAUAUAAAAAUAGGAGAAAGAGAAAGUCGGAUAUAUAGUUCUAUUGUUCGAAAUAAAUAUUUUGGAUUUGGUCAUGGUAUAGGCAGGUCAGGAAACUUGGAAGAUGUGCAACCCAAAAGCGCAGGGAACAGCUUAUUGUGUAAAAUGACAACGAAUAUGUUAAAAGAUCUAAUAAAAACUUUUGGAAUAAAAAAAUGUGAAGAUGUAUAUAUAUUACCAUAUGCAACUGGUAUGUGUAUAAGUACAUGUUUAUUAUAUUUAAAAAGAAUGAGACAAAAUAGUAAAUAUGUUAUAAUAUCUCGAAUAGAUCAUAAGACUUGUUAUAAAUGUUUAGAUUUCUGUGAUCUAAAAUAUAUUGUAGUAGAUAUGAUAUUUAAUAAUGAUGAAUUAAAUACAGAUGAAAAAAAAAUCGAAAAUUUAAUGAAAAAAUUAAAGGAAAAAAUAUGUUGUAUUAUAACAGUCACAUCUAGUUAUGCACCUAGAAAUUCAGAUAACAUUUUAAAAAUUUCACAAUUAUGUAAUAAAUAUGAUAUACCACAUCUUAUUAAUAAUGGGUUUGGUUUACAAUGUACAUAUAUAUGUAAAGAGAUUCAAAAGUGUUAUGAUUCAAAUGGGAGAAUAGAUUUUGUUGUUCAAAGUUGUGAUAAAAAUUUCCUUUUACCAAUUAAUGGAGGUAUUAUAUUUAGUUCGAAUCAAAAAAUUAUGACCGAAUUAAAAAAAACAUAUCCAGGAAGAACACCAGUUAAUGUUUACUUAGAUUUAUUUAUUACAUUAUUAGAAUUAGGAAAAAAUAAAAUAAUGACAUUAAGGGAAGAAAGAGUGAAAAAUUUUAAUUGGAUAAAUGAACAAGUUCAAAAUAUAUGCUCAAAAUAUAAUUUAAAAUUAAUAAAAACAACUAAAAAUAAAAUAUCUAUUGCUAUAAAUCUUAAUAAUUUAUAUAAUUAUUGUGGAAAUACAAAUCCUAAAAUUAUAAAUAUGCUUGGUUCUUUUCUAUUUUACCGGAAUGUCACUGGCCAUCGUGUUAUAUGCUCUCCGAUUCUCAUUAGACACAAUAUUUUGAAACAAAUUGAAAAACAAGAAACCGAAAAUGGGCAUAAUAAACAAAUUACGCAAAGCACGCAAAGCCAAGAACCCAAAUCGAAUGCUCAGCCAUCGAGUCCCAACAUGGGCGUUGUCUCAAGUGGUGGCGAAAAAAAUGGGCAAGAAAAUUUUUCAGUCCUGGAUGAAAAGAAUGGGCAAGAAAAAUUCUCAGAUAUGGAUGAAAAGAAUGGGCAAGGAAAUUUUUCAGUCCUGGAUGAACAGAAUAUUUAUGGAGACGUCCCAAAUGAUGAUGUUUUAAAAAUGGAUGGAGAACUAAUUGGAAUAAACAAAUUAAUUGAUUUUAAAAAUUUAAAAAAAAAAUAUUAUAAAUUAAAUGAAAAAAAUAAAAUAGUUAUAGGAAAUAAAAUAUUUCAUGAUUUUGGGUCGAGUUGUAGUAAUUAUCCAUAUUCUUAUAUUGCAUUUUCAUGUGUGAUUGGAAUUGAAAAAGAAGAACUUGGAAAAUUUGUUACAAAACUUGACGAAUCGAUUGCACAUUUUAUUAACACUUUUAAAAAUAAAAAUAAAAAUGAAAAUGAAAACAUAUUAGAAGCAAAGUAA